Messenger RNA from Galleria mellonella (greater wax moth), 1084 nucleotides. It is a transcript of the gene CPH4, whose product is annotated as cuticle protein 1-like. The transcript has 2 exons. NCBI's taxonomy places the organism in Eukaryota, Metazoa, Arthropoda, Insecta, Lepidoptera, Pyralidae. Bases 272 to 760 code for a protein of 162 amino acids. The record is from RefSeq and is a predicted model, not a curated record.
UAUUUAGGUAUAUCAUUUUUAAUACUUCCUGCGGCAUUUUGGAUUAAGUAAUGAAGUUAUCACAAAAUAUCCUACGUUUAGGAACAGUGACACCCCAAAACCAGUACAUACAUGAUCACCUCUGAAUAUUCGCAAACCUGUAACGGAGUACAUUUGUCCGUAUCAAUAUUUUACUGACACUUUCAAUACAGUGUACGGGCACUAUAAAAGACCAACCACCGCUGUCCAAAGCAUUCAGUAGCUAUCGCGCAGUCUGAACAAGAAGUGCACGAUGAGAUUUCUGUUCGCUUUCGUCGCCGUCCUCGGCUAUGCCUCCGCUGGACUCAUCUCCCCCCUCGUCCUGGGAGUGAACCCCGGUGACGCUCAGGCUGCCGCCAUCGACGCUACCGUGGUCGCCACCGACACAGCCCGCGCCAUCGGCGAGGGUCAAGCGCGUGCCGCCGAAGCCGCCAUCCAAUACAACACCGAAGCCGUCCGUCAGGCGUCCGAAACCGCUCGUGACAUUAACGAGAACGCAUAUUGGGGUGGAGUAGCAGCUAGCCAGAACCUUGUCGCUGCCGCCCAGUCCCAGGCUGCAGCGCUCAGCGGAGCCGCCGCAGCCGCCAGAGCCGCCCAUGUUGCAGCUCCUCUAGCUGUCGCCCCUUAUGCUGCCGCCCCCUACGCUGCUGCCCCUCUUGGCGUCGCACCCCUCGGUGUAGCCCCCUACGGCCUCGGCGUUGCCGGACUCGGCGUUCACGGACUCGGCCUCCGCGCUUGGUAAAUCAAUAACCGACUAUAACUGCUAUUUCGAAUAACUGUUAUUUUUAUGAAUGUUAUUUGAAAUAACAGUUAUUUAAAUAGGGAUGUUCGGUGGCGUUGACAAAAACGCUACCGUGUGCCUGUUGUCUCUGGCAACAUUAUGGGUAACCAGCGAUGUUGCCAGUCGACAAUCGGCGCGUAGUGUUGCCACUCACCUCAAAUAGCAUUACAUAACGGAAGGGAAAUUGCUCAAUGAACACAAAGGUCUCAAUAAGUAACUCUCUUUGUAAAUAAAUCUCAUGCCAUCACUGCCAAAGUGUAAAUAAACACAUUCUUAUAAAGUGAA